AUGGCUUUUGAUCAUUCGCGGUCUCGCCCCGCAAGGGACCACUUUUAUCCAUCGGGCUGGAUUCCAAUCGAACAUUUUCCCAUUGCUACAGUACGCUGCCUGCCACGCCGCAUGCCCGACAUUUUUGCGCAGCCAAGCAGUCCACUGUGGCUUGCCAUUUUCCUCGUUUCUGGACGCUUUACAGAUACCAAUGGUUUCUUCAUAUUCAUGCCUGAUGCGUUUCUCAUCUUGAUGAGAGGAAGCGCGCCCCAGCGAUCGGCUUUCCUGCGGGCCAUCAACUCUGGCAGGACCCCACGAUGUCAAGCGCCCUUCAGGCUUGCUGCCCGCGGCGCCAACAGUCAGAUUGAGUCCCAAGAGAUUUUCUUAGACUCUAUCCCUUACAGACUGCUUUCCGAUAUUUUCUGCCCACCUGUAACCUCAAUGCAACCCAAGAAAGAAUCCCAGGCCUUCCGUGAUACCGCACAUGCCAAAGACGCCAAAUCAAAGUCACAUCUUUCCAAAGUCACACUACAGCUGCACCUUGACCUCGGCGCGCUCAUCCUCUCACCGACCGACCGGCCAGUCAAUAGAGAAAAACUCCGCGGGUUCACCCAUUGCGAUGCAAUAUCUCCACCGCAGCUGCAUUACGUUUCCACUCGGGACCGCCUCUUUUUGCCUGACAGCUCUUCCGAAUCAUCCGCCUUGGUAUAUGGAAAUGGGCUUCGUUAA
Molecule: messenger RNA, 708 nt
Organism: Colletotrichum lupini
Lineage: Eukaryota; Fungi; Ascomycota; Sordariomycetes; Glomerellales; Glomerellaceae
Exons: 4
Coding region: 1-708 (235 amino acids)
Source: RefSeq, a predicted model, not a curated record